Molecule: messenger RNA, 2009 nt
Organism: Nannospalax galili (Upper Galilee mountains blind mole rat)
Lineage: Eukaryota; Metazoa; Chordata; Mammalia; Rodentia; Spalacidae
Gene: Ubc
Product: ubiquitin C
Exons: 2
Coding region: 366-1931 (521 amino acids)
Biological process (GO): protein ubiquitination; modification-dependent protein catabolic process
Cellular component (GO): cytoplasm; nucleus
Molecular function (GO): protein tag activity; ubiquitin protein ligase binding
Source: RefSeq, a predicted model, not a curated record
GGUCAGGUUUGCAAAUUCAUACCGAAGUAGCCGGUGCCAGAGCUUUGAACUCCUCAGCUCUGAUUCGGGAUGUUUUUUUAAAAUUAGAUCCUGAUUUCAUAAAUGUUUUUACUGUGUUUGGCUGCUUGGUGUGGCAGGACACUACUUGUUUUGACUGUCUUAGGUUAGCUAUAUAUAGAGAAGGCGGGACUCUUACUAUAAAUGUUCUUGGGAUACUCCUGUUGAUGUCUGUACCUCAGAUUUCAGGCUACAACAAUGGCUGCCCAAUUCCUAUUCUGUCAACCUCAUUCCUCAAGUCAACAUAUAGCAGAGACUGAACUCUUGAUUCUCCAGUGUUGACCCUCUCAAUUCCUGGGAUUGUAGACAUGGGUAGACUUAACCCAGGUUUUCUUCAUGACUUUCAGACAAUGCAGAUCUUCGUGAAGACCCUGACUGGCAAGACCAUCACCCUGGAGGUGGAGCCCAGUGACACCAUUGAGAACGUCAAGGCAAAGAUCCAGGACAAAGAGGGCAUCCACCCCGACCAGCAGAGGCUGAUCUUUGCAGGCAAGCAUCUGGAAGACGGCCGCACCCUGUCCGACUACAUCAUCCAGAAGGAGUCCACCCUGCCCCUGGUGAUCCGCCUCAGGGGUGGGAUGCAGAUCUUCGUGAAGACCCUGACUGGCAAGACCAUCACCCUGGAGGUGGAGCCCAGUGAUACCAUUGAGAACGUCAAGGCAAAGAUCCAGGACAAAGAGGGCAUCCACCCCGACCAGCAGAUGCUGAUCUUUGCAGGCAAGCAUCUGGAAGACGGCCGCACCCUGUCCGACUACAUCAUCCAGAAGGAGUCCACCCUGCCCCUGGUGAUCCGCCUCAGGGGUGGGAUGCAGAUCUUCGUGAAGACCCUGACUGGCAAGACCAUCACCCUGGAGGUGGAGCCCAGUGAUACCAUUGAGAACGUCAAGGCAAAGAUCCAGGACAAAGAGGGCAUCCACCCCGACCAGCAGAUGCUGAUCUUUGCAGGCAAGCAUCUGGAAGACGGCCGCACCCUGUCCGACUACAUCAUCCAGAAGGAGUCCACCCUGCCCCUGGUGAUCCGCCUCAGGGGUGGGAUGCAGAUCUUCGUGAAGACCCUGACUGGCAAGACCAUCACCCUGGAGGUGGAGCCCAGUGAUACCAUUGAGAACGUCAAGGCAAAGAUCCAGGACAAAGAGGGCAUCCACCCCGACCAGCAGAUGCUGAUCUUUGCAGGCAAGCAUCUGGAAGACGGCCGCACCCUGUCCGACUACAUCAUCCAGAAGGAGUCCACCCUGCCCCUGGUGAUCCGCCUCAGGGGUGGGAUGCAGAUCUUCGUGAAGACCCUGACUGGCAAGACCAUCACCCUGGAGGUGGAGCCCAGUGAUACCAUUGAGAACGUCAAGGCAAAGAUCCAGGACAAAGAGGGCAUCCACCCCGACCAGCAGAUGCUGAUCUUUGCAGGCAAGCAUCUGGAAGACGGCCGCACCCUGUCCGACUACAUCAUCCAGAAGGAGUCCACCCUGCCCCUGGUGAUCCGCCUCAGGGGUGGGAUGCAGAUCUUCGUGAAGACCCUGACUGGCAAGACCAUCACCCUGGAGGUGGAGCCCAGUGACACCAUUGAGAACGUCAAGGCAAAGAUCCAGGACAAAGAGGGCAUCCACCCCGACCAGCAGAUGCUGAUCUUUGCAGGCAAGCAUCUGGAAGACGGCCGCACCCUGUCCGACUACAACAUCCAGAAGGAGUCCACCCUGCACCUGGUGCUCCGCCUCAGGGGUGGGAUGCAGAUCUUCGUGAAGACCCUGACUGGCAAGACCAUCACCCUGGAGGUCGAGCCCACUCCCAGCACUGAGAUUGUCAAACUGCAGCAAGAUGGAUGCACCUUUCUCACUACAACAUCUGGAAAGAGCCCUCUGUGUGCUUGUUCCUGGGUUUGAGGGGAGGUGUCGUAGUUUCCCCUUUUAAGCUUUUGGCAGGUUUCAUUACAGUUUGAAUAAAGUUCUUGCAUUCCCACA